This is a messenger RNA of Clonostachys byssicola, 792 nucleotides long. Lineage: Eukaryota; Fungi; Ascomycota; Sordariomycetes; Hypocreales; Bionectriaceae. The record is from the annotation of a GenBank genome assembly.
AUGAAAACCUUUCAUCUCUUCCCCCAGCUUCCACCCGAAAUCCGCAGUCAGAUAUGGCACUGCGCGCUACCCAAACUCAAACCGGGAGUGCAUUUCUUCAAAACAGGCUGUUGGACCCCGAGAGAAUUGACCCCUUCAGAUGAAGAUUACUUGCCCUCGCCGUAUGGCAACUGCCGGAUCAAGAAGACAUGGUUCUCUAUACCCCUUCUUCACGUUGACCGUGAAGCGCGCAAUAAUGCGUUACUCUGGGCAGGGCAGCAUCACUUGCAACUCUCCUUCCAACCAGACCUGCAGGAGCUAGGUUUCCUUCGCAUUUACGACCAUGAGAUUGAUGCGCUCUAUAUUACCCCUGAUACUUUCGAGUCCUUUGUCAUGGAGCUCUUGGCCGCCGAGGACCACCGAUUUAUGAACCGAGACUUUUCAAUAUAUACAUACAUCGAUAAGAUUAUCAUGCCAGAAUCGCUCUUCGAAAAGUACAUACAGGAUAUUGGGCAGAUCUUUAAGACCCAUAACUUAGACGCUCUUUAUAUCUCUACAUCGGAAUUACAACCCAGUCAAGGGGAACUGGAUCCUUCAUUUCAGUAUACACCAUUCGGAGGGGCAAGUUUGAGUUGGAAUCCGGAGCGUCACAGGUUUGAUACUAUUGACAGUGAGGGCCAACAAAUGGACUCUCCCGGGUGGGCUCGGCUCUUGAAAGAGGCAGCCCAAGUUCUCUCUAAAGAAUUUUCUGAGGAUAAUCGGAAGGAUGAAUUUUCCUUGAUUCCUGUCAACCUUUAUGAGAUCCAGCCGUAG